CCCGCCCCGACUCCUCCCCGCCGGGGUCCUCACCGUCCUCUGCGCCUGCCCCUGUCGCUCUGGGCUGCGAAGGGGGAAUGGCGCUGGCAUUCGCUUAAGGAGCUGGGCCGUAUCGGGGAGAGUGGGCGCCGACAUGGAGGAGGACCCAGACCUGGAGAGGAAGGCUGUGGAAGAGUUACUUAAAGAGGCAAAACGCGGGAGAACCAGAGCUGAGACAAUGGGAGCUAUGGGUUGGUUGAAAUGUCCUCUUGCUGGUACAAAUAAAAGAUUUCUUAUUAAUACCAUCAAAAACACAUUACCGUCUCAAAAAGAACAAGACCAAGAACGUGAGCAAAAGGAAGACAGUAAAGAGCCUGAGCCGAACAAAAGUCGGAGAGAAGAAAAACCAAAGAAACGCAGAAUUCACCCAUACACACCCAGCUUUCAGUCCAGAAGGAGAGUCAGCUACUCUCCUCCAAGGCACGAAAGCAGGAACCAGCACACAAAGGAUAAGCAUGAAAAGCGAGCAAGCAAACGAUGAGGAGAGUGAUGAACAUGCAUUGUUAACAGCUAGGAAUAUUACUAAGUGUCGGACUGCAGGGAUGUCUCAGUUUUUCAGGAAAAGCUACUGUUCAAAACUGAAUUUUGAACCAAGAUGCUUGUUUGAGAAGUAACCUUGAGGUAGAUUUAGAGAACAUUUCCUUGAGAUCUGUAAGAGAAAAGCAGAAUGCAGCGUAAAUCUUUAGUUGUUUUAGAACAAACAUUCCUUUCCCUUUGCUUCAUUCCUCUUUCCCUUUCUGGCUAAGCUUAGAGUCUUGGUGAUGGAGUGUGGUAUAUGUGUCACUAAUAAAACUCAUUUAGUCAUGUCACCCUUUGGAAAAAAAAAAUUCAGCAGAGAUCUAUUUAUUGUGUAAAGCUGGCAGAACUUCUUUGCUGCUGACCAAUAAAGAAGUUUUGCCUGUUUGCAUUAGUUUAGUUUUACAGAAUCUAGAGGGAGGGAAAGCUGGUCAAUGCCUGGCCAAGCACAUGGAUUUUUGUAUAGAAUAUAAGAAUUAAAAAGAACAAAUUUAAAACGGGCAAUGCUUGUUUUGCUCUCCAGAAGGAACUACCAAGAAAUACUGAUUUGCUUGUUAUUGUAUAUUCACAAACCUAUCAAAGAUAAUAAACAUUACCAGUAAAAAGCCAUAACUGCAAUAAUUGUCUCUGUUUAGACUUCCCUCUGUAAGGAAAUAGUUUGAACAGUCUGUUGUCAUGGUGCUUUCAAAACAAACCUUGAAGUCAAAAUUAUCAUGUUCUCUGUCCACUGCUAGAAGUUUCCAAGUAAAUGUGUAAUACUAGAAGUGCAGAGGUGAUACUUAAAAACAGUCAAAUGGUCACUUUCCAAGCCUGUGUGACAAUUCUGUAGUGGUACAGUUCUUAAACUUGUGACUUGGAACACACAUCAGCGUGUUCUAUGUCUCACUUCUGUUUGUGUUCCAGUAACAAACUUCUGUGUGAAAUAUUUUGUAUUUCAGUAUUCUCAAAAGUAGGUGUUUUGAACAUAGGUUUCCGGUUUUUAAGUGUAUGGACAAUAAAGUGAAAAUGUUCAUUGAAA
Molecule: messenger RNA, 1573 nt
Organism: Neopsephotus bourkii (Bourke's parrot)
Lineage: Eukaryota; Metazoa; Chordata; Aves; Psittaciformes; Psittacidae
Gene: POLR1D
Product: RNA polymerase I and III subunit D
Exons: 3
Coding region: 134-520 (128 amino acids)
Source: RefSeq, a predicted model, not a curated record